Papilio polytes (common Mormon) is the source of this 3138-nucleotide messenger RNA. RefSeq names its product amyloid protein-binding protein 2 (gene Pat1). Lineage: Eukaryota; Metazoa; Arthropoda; Insecta; Lepidoptera; Papilionidae. Gene Ontology annotation, molecular function: protein binding. The transcript has 13 exons. The coding region runs from base 16 to 1920 and encodes 634 amino acids. Gene Ontology annotation, biological process: intracellular protein transport. The record is from RefSeq and is a predicted model, not a curated record.
AUAGAAUCGAACGAAAUGAAGCGACUUUUAUUUUAUCUCGCCAAAAUGGCGGACGCGUCGUACGCGGUGCGCGGAAUGAAAACACCCGAUAAUCUUUAUAAUUUGUGUUUAACAAAUUUAGUGAACUAUUUGCAGAAAUUUAAGUGCGAUCGAAAUGAUUUGCGUUUGCUGCCAGACAGUGUCCUCAUGGAUAUUUAUUACAAGAUGCUGCAAGAGAAGCGAUUGUGCAUCCUCGGUGCGGAGCUCUCCGAGCUGGAUAUAUUCGAGCGGCUGCUGCGCUUCACCGGUGCCCAGCUGAAGCUGCUCCAAUGCUUCCAGGCGGUGAUAGAACACGGGUCGAAGUUGUCUGUGGAACUAGCGGGGGCAUAUAUCACACGCUGCGAGUCUACCGACCGCUCCAGAGACUAUCUCAUACAGCUGGGCCUCAGGCUAGGUGGGUUCUUUAACGAGGCUGGUUGGUAUGCUGAUGCGGAACGUGUCUUGUUGCGCUGCCGGCAGUUGUGCCAGGCGCAACCGCAGUCGCCCCGCUACCGCCGCCUCACUCUCGAGUGCUGCCACAGAUUACUGAACACUCAGUCCGCGUACUGCUGUUUCCCCGCUGCUGCGGAGACUUACGAGCUGUCGCUGCGGCUGCUGGGGCUGGGGCACUCUGCGCCCGCCAGCGCGCCGCCGGCCGAAACUCUGCGCGGCUGUCUGCGCUCCCUCGACGGACAUCCGGACUGCGACUCCGAUGAUUACAGAUCGACAGCUUGCGUGGCGGCGGGGUGCCGCGCGGGCUGCGCGUCGGCCGCGCUGCUGGCGCGCCUCUGCAAGGAGUUCAGCUCGCUGCACUUCGUGCGCUGCGACUACGGCGCCGCGCACGCCUGGAGCACGCGCGCGCUGGCGCUGCUCACGCCGCACGCGCCCGCCAGGGUGGCGGUGGAGGUGAUCCGCGCGUGCGGCAAGGCGUGCGUGGUGAAGCGGCGGUUCGCGGCGGCGGGGCUGCUGCUGCGGCAGGCGGUGGCGCUGGCCCGCCGCGCCUUCGGCCCGCGCCACCCCGCGCACGCGCACGCGCUGCUCGACUACGGCUUCUACCUGCUCAACGUCGACUCCAUCGCGCGCAGCGUCUCCGUCUAUGAGGAGGCGCUGUCGACGCUGCGGCGCGUGUUCGGGCGCAGCAGCCUGCACGUGGCGACGGCGCAGGAGGACCUGGCGUACGCGCUCUACGUGCUCGAGUACUCCUCCGGCCGCUUCUACAAGGCGCGCGACCACGCCGAGCGCGCCAUCAGGAUCAUUGAGAACCUGGUGCCACCGGACCAUCUACUGCUAGCAUCAGCUAAGCGCGUGAAGGCGCUCAUUCUAGAAGAGAUCGCACUGGACACUCCUGCUGGACAGGACAUGAGCGAGCCAAGCCUGCUGGAGGAAUCAGAGGCGCUGCACAAGGCGGCGCUGGCGCUGUCCAUGCUGGCCUUCGGUGAAAAGAACGUGCAGACAGCCAAGCACUACGGCAACCUCGGCAGACUCUACCAGAGCAUGCAGAAGUUCCAGGAUGCCGAGACGAUGCACCUGAAGGCGAUCGCGAUCAAGGAGGAGCUGCUGGGCGCGGAGGACUACGAGGUGGGGCUGAGCGUGGGCCACCUCGCCAGCCUCUACAACUACCACAUGAACAUGCACUGCGCCGCUGAGAAACUCUACCUGCGCUCCAUCGCCAUCAGUCUAAAGUUGUUCGGCGAGCGGUACUCGGGGCUGGAGUACGACUACCGCGGGCUGGUGCACGUCUGCACGCAGCUGAAGCGGCACGAGCGCGCCGAGCACUACAGCGCGCUGCUGCAGCGGUGGCAUGAACUGCGCGAGCAAUCAAAGACGGAGCAGCAGCCGGCGCUCAACGACGAGCAGGUGCUGCCGCUGCGGGAACUGUGCGCCAGGCUCGACAUACAGUGAGCAGCGCCCCCGCACCCGCCCCACAGCCCCCGCCCCACAGCCCCACAGCCCCACAGCCCCACAGCCCCACAGCCCCACGCCAGAAAUGCCCCGAUACUUUACAUCAGAAGGCAUUUAUGAAAUUAUACGAAGAUUGGUUAAAAGUGUGCGGUUCCUUCUACGUUGCUGCUGGGAUGACCUUGUGUCCAGGGAAUUCUAUGUCAAAACAACCAACCCCGAAAUGUACCCCUUUAUGAGAAAACUCAACUAUUCUUCUUGUAUAUAGAUUUUUUUAUGCAUAUAAAACGAAUUUUUAAUUAUUAUUCGCUUUUAACAAUGAGAAUCGAUGUCGUUGAUUUUAAUUUUUAAUCUGACAAUGCUUGUAAUUUUGGGGGGAAAUUCAUGACGUAAAAGUUAGAGAAAAGAAUUAUUUAUACUCAAUGUUUAAAAUGACAGCUUUAUAUGUCUGUGAGGAAAUUGUAAAUGCAAUUUAGGGUUGCCAGUUAUUCGAUGACUCAAUAUAUAGACGCGAGUGUAAUCAUGUAAUUAGAAUUGAUUUUAAAUGUACGUAGAGAUUUUGCACAAUUUUAUUGUUAGUGUGAUUUUGACCUGUGGGAAAUUAGCCAUUUGCAUGUAUGUGAUAAGAAACUUCAGUCAUCUAUUUAUCUGAUCUCUUUUACAAAUUGUUUUAUAUAUUUAUGCUAUAUUGGUUAACAUGUAAUUAUAUUUAUCAUACAGAUUAAAUGGACAGAACAUCACAAAAUGAGGAAUCCAUAGACGCUGUGAUCGUGUAUAUAUUUUUUUUGAAACAUAGAUUGUAUAAAUUGUGCAUGUGUUUACUUUGCUCUGCCGAUGUCUUGUGUUCCUUUAUUAGUGAUGUAAAGUUUAUUAAAAUUAUGACCGCUUCCGUAUUCUAUGUACUAAGUGCAAUGUAGUGAGAACUUUGAGAUGUAUAUGAAUGUUUUUUUUUGUUUUGUUUGCGAAUAUCUUUCGAUGCAGUGCCUCGUUUGUACCAAUUAGUAAAUUGAUGUACUUAAGUUGGAGUAUUCGACAAUGAUUGCACUGCAUUUUAAUCUUUAAUGUAUAGUUGUAACGCCUUUUAUUCGAUGUUCGGAGGUUUCACUCAGCUUUGACAUCGUAUUUGCAAGUAUUUUUGACUUUGCGUGCAAAAGCACGUAUACAAUGUUAGCAGUUAUGAAUGGCUGUUAGGUUCGUGAGAUAAUAAACGUUUCACGUCCA